CAGAGCGUGUUACGAUGGUGUCGCAAUGGAUCUACAACAUACGUACACACUCCUUACUGCUCUUUGUUUUGGAAUAACCUACUCAACCAUAUCAGAACCUGAACAGUUUAAAUAUGGUUGCUAUGGUAUCCAGAAUGGAAACGUUUAUAUGGACGCUCAGUGUCCUUCGGAUGAGAGAAUCGUGGUCAGGGAUAUCUUCGCAGGAGCUAAAUUAAACGUGACGGGCUGUCAACGAUUCACCUCUACUGUUGCGGAGGAAGAGACAUGCUGUACCCCAGCAGACACGGACUGUACGUUCGACUAUUCUGUAACAGGAGGGUUUGAUGCAAAUUAUAAAUACCAGAUCAACUGUACGGGAAAGAGUGAAUGUGACAAGAUUCGAGUUGAUACCAUGGAAACACCUGACAAGUGUUCAUCUUGGUACUUGGAGACCAGCAACUACUUGUACAUGUAUUAUUACUGCAUUCCAGUUUCUGCUAUUGGUAGCAGCGACUCGGCAUCCCUUCAGGGCACCACCGAUCCGUCUUUCCUGUACAUAUGGAGUCCAAAUUUUCCAAAUGCAAUUGACUCCUCAGUGACGUCUUCUACGUGCUCAAUUGAAACUGCGUGCAACUCCCAGAUAACCGUUUCUGCGCUUGACAUCCGCCUACAAAGUGAUUCUUCGGGAACUUGUCGACAAAGCAUCACAUUGAAGGAUAAUUCGUCCGUUAUAACCCUGGACUGUUCCAAUAAUAACAUGUUUGUUAUUCAGGAUAUAUUUACCAGUCAGUCCAACUAUUUGGAGAUGACUUUCUCAAACGAUCUUGGAGAAAGAAAUGGUUAUUUUUGGAUCGGUUUUUCUUCGGAUACAUGUGGGUCACUUAAGAUAGCAUGUCCAGCAGUUUCCGCGGAGUAUGACUGUCUGGCCAGCGCCAACGACGGAUCUUCUUGUGUUACCACCACCCUCACAACUACGACUGAUGUACCGACCACCACCAUAACCCCAGCCGACACCACAACCACCCUUACAACUACGACUGAUGUACCGACCACCACAACUACCACUACUCUUACCACUACCACUGUUGUACCAACCACCACCACAACCUUAGCCGACACUACCACUACCCUUACCACUACCACUGAAGUACCGACCACCACCACAACCUUAGCCGACACUACCACCACCCUUACCACUACCACUAGUGUACCGACAACCACCACUACCUUAGCCGACACUACCACCACCCUUACCACUACCACUAGUGUACCGACAACCACCACUACCUUAGCCGACACUACCACCACCCUUACCACUACCACUAAUGUACCGACUACCACUACAACCUCAGCCGACCCCACGACCACCCUUACCACUACCACUGAUGUACCGACCACCACCACAACCUUAGCCAACACUACCACCACCCUUACCACUACCACUAGGGUACCGACAACCACCACUACCUUAGCCGACACUACCACUACCCUUACCACUACCACUGAUGUACCAACCAACACCACAACCUUAGCCGACACUACCACUACCCUUACCCCUACCACUGAUGUAACAACCACCACCGCAACCUUAGCUGACACUACCACUACCCUUACCACUACCACUGAUGUACCAAUCACCGCCAAUGGAACCACCGCUGCAAUACCAGUUUCGUCCCAGCAAGAACCACAAGGCAGUGAAACAGUAUCAGCUUCAUUUCCCUGGUGGUAUAUUGUAAUCGCAGUUCUGAUCAUAGUCAUAGUAGUUGUCAUUGUCCUGGUGAGAUGGAAGAAGAAAAAGAAGGUAAAGCCAAAUGAUGGAGAGAAACCCGAACUCCCUCCACCUAAUGAAGCCACACGUACUCCACCAGAAGGCCUGGAGGAUUACAUGCUCGAUAAGGAAACCAACAAUAAGAACCACUUGAAAAAACCUUCGGAUAUUAAUAGUUGGAACAAGUUUGGUUUCGCCGAGGCGGGUGCUCAUGGAGUUAAGCUUCCGCCUCUUAAUCCGAAUGUGAUCGUCCAUGAUACUGUUCUCCCUAAUAUGGUACCAGUACCAACUCAAGUUCCUGUGGAUUCGAACCAAAUACCAGCCAAACUACCACCCAUCGCGGCGGCUGAUGAUGCAAACGAGAAACGCAAGAAAAAGAGAAAAAAGAAGAAACACAAGCCCUUGGGAAGUAUUGAAGGCACUUCGGAAACACCACCUCAAAUUGGACAAGAACAACAUGAAAUACAUAAAUAUAGUUCGGGUGCUGGUACCACUGAGGGAAAUGAAAAUGAUGACAUCAACAGCAAAGAAUACGCAAAUGAGGAGACAAGUGAACACACGUCAGAACAACCUCAAAAUGAUAGCGGUGCCGAACCUACAGCUAACACUUCAAAAGGUCGUUAUUCAGAAGGACUUAAAAAUGACUCUUCAAGUGAUCGCACUGGAGAAGACAGCGCAAAUGAUGGUUCAGGAGAUCACGUUUCAACAGAACAUGCAAAUAACACUCUAAAUGACUUAACUGCAGAAGAACUUGCAAAUAACUCUUCAAAAGAUCGUGCUUCGGAACUUACAAAUGGUGCUUCAAAUGACCGUAGCGGGGAUUAUGCAAAUAAGGCUUUAAAUAAUCAUGCUUCGCACGAACCUGUUAUUUCACGGAACCGUUCUUCAAACAGUACAUCUUCAGAUCAGCACAAAGUGCAGUCAUCAGAAUUGAGCAGUGAUUGCAGAAACUUUGAACCUAGCAAAGGAGCGUACUCGACCGGUAAAGAGAGAAAUACUGUCGACGGAAUAGGCAGAGGACCGAAUGGUUUGUCCUUUAUGGAUGUAAAAUCCUCAAUCCCAGAGUUCCAAAGGAGAAUCAGACGGAAGUCGAGCGUGGAUCAGCAUAUGCUGUCUUUUUUGACGUCUACUAGAAGUAUGAAAGCAGGUGUUCACAGAACUGGUGAACGUCGUAAAUCACUGGUUCAUGAGGAUAUGAACGAGACAGUGGGAUAUGUACAUGAGCGUCGGUCGUCUGUGGUACAAAUCAAGGGAACCGAUAACUUUGGUUCAGCCCGGCGAGGUUCUGUGAGUCAUACUAGUAUUGACUCGUUUAAUGUCGAGCACGGGAGACAGAACAAGGAGAGAAGGGCUUCCGUGUCGAUGAGAGACAGCGGCCUAGACUCGGGGAUAUCAUCUACGUCUGAAGUUGGUAUCUUGAGGUAUACCAAACCGGUGAUCAAUAUCUGAGAGAGAAAAAGUUCAUUUCGAGGAGCAGACUUAAUACCUUCCUUUUCCGUUAAAUAGCUGCAGAAUACGAUUCAGAUCCACGGUAUUCAUAUACUUGUUUCCAUGGUAUACAUGUAUACAUACAUAUAAACAGCUUUGCUUUUUGAUACUAUACAUUUAUAGUGAUAAUAUCUUUCUUUGUCAACAUAUAAAUAAUAAGUUUCUUUAGAUCGGUAAAUUGUUUGUAUAAAUGUUGAUUUUUUUACAGCCAGCGCAUUACAACGCCAUUGUCGUUGUCAUAUAAGCACAACCGCUAGAUACUCUCAACAGCGAUAUCAUUUUGAUUUAAAGACAUCCAGCGGUUAACAUUGGUUGUACGGUAACAAAAUGACAACUCUGUGAGGCAGUCAAUUUGGUGGAGGCAGGCAUCGCUCCUGUCAUCUUUUUUAGGUGGUGUUAUAUGUUUAUCCUUAAAAGACCCUCACUGGGUUCCUCAAAUGUAGUGUUAUAACAAGUCCUUUGAUACCCCUUUAAAUUCAAACUAUACAAAUUUGGCGAUGUAAUUUUAAAAUUAGUUGUACAUAAAAUCACAUGUGAUUACUUCUGGAAUCAAUAUAUAAUAGUUACCGAAUUUCAUGAAAUGUAUCUUAUCGCGUAUAACUUGCUUGUAUUUAUUCGCGGUGGCCAAGUUGUUGAGGCGUCUGACAUUCUGCUACGACUAGCCCUCCACCACUGGAUCGCGAGUUCGAG
Messenger RNA from Mizuhopecten yessoensis (Yesso scallop), 3925 nucleotides. Its product is annotated as mucin-17-like. The record is from RefSeq and is a predicted model, not a curated record. Bases 26 to 3196 code for a protein of 1056 amino acids. The transcript has 6 exons. Lineage: Eukaryota; Metazoa; Mollusca; Bivalvia; Pectinida; Pectinidae.